UUUUUAAGUGCUACUUUUUAUUGUCUAUAUCGAAAAAACGCACUAAUUUAAGGUACCCGUAUUUUUUUUAUUUUGCGUAAGUCCUAUAUUUUGGUCAUAAAAUCUAUUUAUAUUGUUACUUGAAACAAAAGGGCGUAUGUAACAAACGUCAUUUGUGAGAAUCGUGACGUCACGGAUCUGUUUCAUACACUGGAAAAAACGUUGAAUUAAUUUACGUUUGAGCAUAGACAACAGUGCGAGUCACAUAACUUCAAACGUUAAAAAUAAAAUCACAAAUUAACAAGUGUCACAAACUUCAAAACUCAAGUCAAACGAUUGGUUUUCAUCCCGUUUUCAAUAAUAUUUGUUUCUAGAAAUGCCUCGUAUUAAACAUUGUUUUUUCAAAACAUGCCAAAACAACACUGGUUUGUCGGCGAAAAAGAAGUUUUUUACUGUUCCGACGGACAAUAAAGCUCAGUGGUGUGCAGCAGCCGGCUGGGAUCAUGUACCUACAAGGGCAUUAUUUAUUUGCGAAGAUCAUCUGAAUUUAGAAGAAGACAUGGAAAACUAUUUAUAUUGGAAGACGAUGAACGUGAACGCACGGUUAAAGCCUCGCGUGCCAGUUUUUCGAUCACCAAUGAGGGAAGUGACAAAUAUUGUGGGGCCCAGUACUUCCACAGUGGGCCACUGUGUUGAAACUGCAAGUACAAGAAGUAUUGGUGUAACAUGUCACCCUGAAGUGGCCAAUAAGAUGACACAAAAUAAACCACGAAUGGCAGAUCGAACGACAAAUUGUUUUCUGAAAACUGCACGGAAUAAACAUAUACAUGGAGAAGCAGUAGAGAAAGACGAAGCAUCGUCAGUUGCUGGAAGUACUGCAAGUACUGAUUUUACAGAAGCAGGUUCCUCGUCUGAAACUAUCAUAUCUGAGCAGAGGCACAAUGUAGAUGGACGAAAAUUUAUGAUGUCAUUAAUAGAAAAGAAACCUAUGAGCUAUAUUGGAGUCCCAAAACAAUGUUUUUGGAUAGUUGCAUACUUGGCUCGUACUACACCAGUGACUGUUUUAGGCAUAUUAGUAACUUUAUAUAAAAUUCGUAAUAAUGACACAUUUUUGAGAAUUGCAGAUUUGUUUCAAAUAUCUGUGACAACAGUGUACAGGAAUUAUUACAUGACAUUAAGUGUACUAUCAAAAUUUUUACGGCAGUUUAUAUACUGGCCAAGUGCUUAUGAAAUAAAAAGUAACUUACCAGAUGCCUUUAAAGUUCAUAAAGAAUAUUCCCGGGUUCAAGGUAUUAUAGAUUGUUUUGAGGUCCAAAUUGAAAAGUCAUCUAAUCCGGUCGAUCAGUCAUUAUCUUGGUCACAGUACAAGGGUUGUAAUACUGCCAAAUACGUAAUUUCUUCAACACCAAAUGGUUUUAUUAACUUUAUAUCAAAAGGUUAUGGCGGAAGGAUUUCAGAUGUGAACCUAGUAGAACAAUGCGGGCUUAUAAAUCACAUUCCAGCAGAUUGUACUAUAUUAGCGGACAGGGGUUUUAAGCAUUUGGAGACUAUUUUAAAUCAAAAGGGCGUUAGAUUAGUUAGACCACCUAGUGUGUUCAGGAACCAAAAGCAAUCAAAAUGUGAGGUUUUACGAACCAAAGUAAUUGCUAGUCUUCGAGUUCACAUAGAGCGAGUUAUCAGGAGGGUUCGAUUGUUUAAACUUUUGAAGCCACAUAGCACAGUCAACAACAAAUUAUUGAAUACGCUUGAUGAUAUUCUUGUUGUUGCGUGUGGCUUGACCAAUCUGCAAACUUCCAUCAUAAGAAGAGAUUGAAAGAAUUACAU
Cydia fagiglandana is the source of this 1803-nucleotide messenger RNA. RefSeq lists its product as uncharacterized. Lineage: Eukaryota; Metazoa; Arthropoda; Insecta; Lepidoptera; Tortricidae. The coding region runs from base 356 to 1792 and encodes 478 amino acids. The transcript is spliced from 2 exons. The record is from RefSeq and is a predicted model, not a curated record.